Soboliphyme baturini is the source of this 2127-nucleotide messenger RNA. The record is from the annotation of a GenBank genome assembly. NCBI's taxonomy places the organism in Eukaryota, Metazoa, Nematoda, Enoplea, Dioctophymatida, Soboliphymatidae.
AUGUUUGAUAUCUGCUUUCGCCUCAGUUUAACGAUCAUUUUUAUGCGUAACAUAUUGGGUCAGCCGUGCAAUCAGAACAUCGACUGCCAGACGAUCAGCGGCGGGAUGUACUGCAAUUCGCAGAAGAUCUGUGACUGCACUCAAGCGUACAUUAACAUCAACAAUUUCUGUUAUCCAAAAAUGAACCCUGGUCAGAGUGGCUGUCAUUACGACGAACAGUGCAGCAGCGUAUGGCCGGGUUCGAAGUGUGCCUCCAACUUCGUUUGUCAAUGUCCCUUUGGACGACCGCCAGCAAUGACCAUAGAAGGACCCGUGUGCACGUCAGGAAGUAGCUGUCCAACGAACGGACUAAACUCAGCUUUACGGCUUCGGGGCUCGGUAGUCAAAUGCACCAAAGACGAAGACUGUCCUACAGCGUACGACUGCAUUUGCGAAACGCCCCGAGCGGCCAUGAACCUACCUUGCACGGGACUCGGUUUCUGCUGCCCAAAGAGAGCACUGGCUUGUAUCAUGCCGACCGAUCCGGGGCAAGCGAUCGCUUACGGACAGCUUACCAUCCGAUGGAGUUACGAUGCCGCCAGCGCUGGCUGCGUUCAGUUCCAGUACCUGGGUAUCGGAGGAAACGCCAACAAUUUCGAAACGCAGUCGCAGUGCCAAAGCUACUGUCAAACAGGUAUGCUAUAUGCCAUAUUUCAUAUUCAUGCCGUUGUUUUUCUGCACAAAAGAUCGGUCACGUCACAAGAAACCUGUAAGAGGUUCAUAUACUUCGGCCAGGGAGGCAACUACAACAACUUUCCAUCUUUUGAAGCAUGCAUGGGCUAUUGCAGCCAAAACUUCGUCUGCAAUCAGCGCAUGGAUGCCGGCAACGGAAGGUACAGCAUCAUUCGCUGGUAUUACAAUCCUAAGGCGAUGAGUUGUGAAAGCUUUGCAUACACCGGCUCUGGAGGCAACUCUAACAAUUUCGAUUCAUACAGCAGCUGCAUGAAAGUUUGCUCUUCUGUUCAGCCUCCUAAGUGUCCUCAGGGUCUACCGGAGAUGCACGAUGAAACAUACGUGGUAUGUUCGCCUAACGCGCAAAUGAGCCGAUGCUCGCCAAACUACUACUGCUUUUUCGAUGGCCAGCAGUACGGCUGCUGCCCUACCAGAAGUGCUAACACUUGCAGUCUCGACCCAGAAUCGGGUUUUGAAUGCGGCGGGGGAUCGUCUUCCCGUUGGUUUUACAACAAGCAACUUGGCAAAUGCGGUACUUUCAAUUACAACGGUUGCGGCGGGAAUUCGAAUAAUUUUGCCACUGAAAUCGACUGCCUCAGAUACUGUAGCUGCCCAGACGGAAGCAAUCCGUAUAUUAAUCCACAAACUCAGCUGUACCUGUCAUGUGCAGGCAAUGUCUAUGGCUGCCCUUAUGGAUAUUCUUGCGUACAGUUCAGUGGUCGCUACGGUUCAGGCAUUCAGAACAGCUACUGCUGUCCUCAAAAAAGUACAAUUUGUAAAAUGGCGAGAGAAGCCGGAAAUCAGUGUGGAAGCAGCGGUCAAACUAUCGUCCGUUAUGGCUUCGAUACUGCUAUAAAGAAGUGCAAGCCGUAUCAAUACAAUGGCUGUGGAGGCACUCAAAAUAACUUUGCGACAAAAGAAGCUUGUGAAUUGUUUUGCUUUUCUCUGCUUUUCGUUCUUCGAGUAUCCUGUACUUGUCAAAUUUUGCCUAACUCAUUUUCACAGAUAUUUAUUUGUCAUAUGUUACCUCCUCUCAGUGAACGUAGAAAAGCUUUCAUCCAGAGACGUUCGAAAUGGCAGAACUCUAGUAUUUCCUCGACGAAGGUUCAACUAUAUUUGGCUGGCAUCUUGCUGCAUCGUCAAGCACCUUCUGUUCCUCUGGAUGAGAUAUUCCAAUUCCUCACUGUGAACUCCCUCUCUUUGCCCCGUCUGUAUCCUUCAGACAUGGCAGCGAUUCUGCUGCUGAUUGGUAUCUUCUUCAUUCAUCAUCUUCAAGUAGAUCUUCGCAGUGGUCUCCGUGCUGCUACACCAUCAGCUGCCGGAAAAUGUGAGGAUUUCGAUCGCCCCCUUUUCGCGGUCAUUCUCAGUUCCCCAUCAGCCGUCGCGGCCGUUGUUAUUCCGACGACGACAGUAUAA